Aphanomyces invadans is the source of this 504-nucleotide messenger RNA. RefSeq lists its product as hypothetical. The transcript is spliced from 3 exons. Gene Ontology annotation, biological process: cell redox homeostasis. The record is from RefSeq and is a predicted model, not a curated record. Lineage: Eukaryota; Oomycota; Saprolegniomycetes; Saprolegniales; Verrucalvaceae. Gene Ontology annotation, cellular component: endoplasmic reticulum membrane. Gene Ontology annotation, molecular function: thioredoxin-disulfide reductase (NADPH) activity. Bases 1 to 504 code for a protein of 167 amino acids.
AUGUCGCGUCUGGUCCGCUGGCUGUUGAUGCUGGCCCUGCUCGUACUGGUCACGACAUCGACCGCGAAGCAGCUCCAAGAAAAGAAACAAAAGAAAGUCACAAGCUUCGUGGAUGACAAGCACCUCGAAACCAACUACCCCCACCUCAUCGGUCGCGUCGAAGGCGCGUACCACCUAGCCCCCGUCUGGAAACAGAACGUUGCCGCCUGCAUCGGGUAUAUCCAAAUGGCAGGCUUUGCUCUCCUCCUCUUUGGGGAGCACAUCUUGUCGGCUCUGAGCCUACCCGCGGACUUUUACCUGUUCACCCAAAUGCGCGAAAACAAGUUUGUUGCGUUUGGUGUGCUCAUGGUCCUCGGAUCCGUGUCGCAAUCGAUGCUGACGACGGGUGCGUUUGAGGUGUUCUACAACGACGAGCUCAUCUUUUCCAAGAUACAGGCGAAUCGGUGGCCAUCCAUGCAGGAACUCGUCCAGCUUUUGAGCGCCAAGGGAUUGUCCAGGCAUUAG